GCCUCGGGAGGCGCGAGCGGGGAGCACGCUGGGGCCAUGGCCCCCCGGCGUCUCCUCCUGGUUGGGGAGGGCAAUUUCUCUUUCGCCGCGGCUCUGAGCGAGACACUGGGUCCGAGCACCAGUGUGACUGCCACCUGCCUCCAGGGCCCGGCCGACUCGGCCCGGGAUCCGGCGGCCCGACGGAACCUCCAGCGCCUGCGCGAGCGAGGUAUCGAGGUACGUUUUGGUGUGGACUGCACCCAGCUGGCAGAUGCCUUUGAACUGCACGACAGGGAGUUUGAUCGAAUUUAUUUUAACUUUCCUCACUGUGGACGCAAAGCUGGAGUAGCUAAGAACAGGGAACUGCUUGCCAAGUUUUUCCAGAGCUGUGCAGACGUUCUUGCAGAGGAAGGAGAAAUCCAUGUGACAUUGUGUAGAGGACAAGGUGGGACACCAGCUGAUGAACCCAUGAGAGAAUGGCACAAUAGUUGGCAAGUGGUUGCCAUGGCAGCUCUGGGGGGAUUCAUUUUAAGUGACGUGCAUCCCUUCAGCUGUGAGGCUGUGCCAGGGUACAAGUGCACUGGAUAUAGGAGUCAAGCUAAAUCCUUUCAUGUAGAAGGUGCUUUGAAUCAUAUCUUCACCCAGAGCUUACCCUUUGAAGGUUCACAACCCAGAAUCUUUAAGAUCAGACUCGAUGACCAGUGGUUUUCCUUUCCAGAACCAGAAGGACUUGCAGGGAAGUUGAACAGAGGUUUCCUAGAAGCACCUUCAUCUCAUCCUAUCAGAACCAUAAAUGAGAAACUUAUUUCUGAAUUGGGCAAAGCUUUCCCUCUGAAAAGGCUGAAGUGCUCCUUCCCUUUGCUGCCACAAGGACCCACCAGUGUUCUCACUCACUGGAACUGUGACGUUCUACCAGCUGCCUUUUGGAUUAGUCUUUGUGAAGAUAACUCAAGUCCUGAGUCCCUCCCUGGUGGGACGAGACAAGACAUGGAGGACUUUCUAGUAUCAUUUUCAGAACUUAGCCUUCCCAAGGCUCCUGGAAGAGACAGUAAGGAAGAAGCUCAUAAAGGAACCUAUGACCAAGCCAAGGUCUGCCUUAGACCUUCUCUCCUAGUUCAUGUUCAGACUGUCAUCCAAGCACCAGACUUCCUCCCAGGUUCUCUGCAUGUCCUUAGUGGACCUGUCUUUCGGAAGUGCCACAUCUUGCCUUUCAGAAUGCCAGCAUUUCACGAGACUUUACUUAUCCUUGGGUUUAAUAAAAAUCUGAAGGAUGGCUCUCUUCAAUCACUAUUGGAUCAUCUAAAGGGCAUUCUGGAAAGCCUUCUGACCCAGAUAUCAUUGGAGGGCUCUAAACUGAGCAGCAGUUCAGUGGAAUUUGUCUUUCAACCAAAUGGGAAAGAUUAUAUGAUUAAUGUGAAGUCUCAUAAUUUUGGCCCAGGUUGUGCCAAGGAUCUGCUUAUUGGGUCUAUCACUACAUCUGUUGCAAGCAUCGUAAACAAGGACCAGUGUUUUGUGUUUGUGUCUAUGAACUUGGACCUAUUAGCCAUGCUUGUCUGGGCUAUCUCUGACUGGAGGAUGUUGUGGACCUUUGAUAACCGUUUCCUAAAGAGUUUUAUCCCUGGGAAAAUAGAACCCUUUAAAAGCUAUUCCCUAUAUCCUCCAUGCUAUGUACAUGAUAUUAGUUUUUGGAUAGAUGAGGAGAAAGGGUUUGAUGAAUUAGAGUUUCACACCAUGGCCCGAGCAGUGUCCCAGGACACUGUCACAUCCAUACAAUUCCUUAGUUGUUUUCAGCAUCCAAAGACUGAACAGGUUAGUCUCUGCUAUCGACUGACCUACCAGACCUGUGACAAGGCCCUCACCCGGCAGCAGGUGGCAUCAAUGCAGUCCCAGUUUAGAAAGGAGAUUCAGCAAAGACUACAUGUAACAGUUCGGUAGUUUAGUAAAUUUAUUCUCCAGUGUAAUCUUUUGGGUGUGGGUAUGGAUGAAAAAGAGCAGUUUGUGCCGCCCAGCUGUCCUUUCUGGACUGUGAUUUUGUGAACUCUUUUACCUUGUGACUAGCCAAUGUUGGUUUACUCUAUAAAGAAACUGUGACUCUAUCACUUAAACUUACAGACUAUAAUGUGAUUGUGACUUUAAACUUAGAGGUUAUAAAGUGAUUGUGCAAUAUUUUGAUCCCGAGUAAUGACUAGGAAAACAAAACGGCAAAUUGUACUUUAGAUGUUCUCUUGCUGAAGUGGCAGAACUUGAGUAUCUUAUCAAAUCAAAUGUAUUUUCAACACUGCCAAUGUUUCUUCCCUUAACACUUUUGUAUCAUCUCACUUAGUCAACUUAUGAGAGUGGUUUUUAGAGCCAGACAGACUAACAUUUAUUAGCAUGGGUAAGUUUCAGAGGUGCUCCCUAAUUAGUUCUGGUAUCAUCGUCAUUGUCAUCAUCAUCAUUUUUAUUCCGUGGUUGAAUACUGUUAAAGUCAUGGAACCAAUCACUGUCAGGCUUAGAGCUCACACUCGGAUCUGAGUCUAAACCCCAUAUUCUUUCUUCCACUUUCUUUUACUUCUCCUUCUCUAGUCGUCUUCAGCAGUAACCUCUCAAAUGUGAUUAGCUCUAAAUUUUGGCCCCCUAAGAUUUCGGGGCCUUCUGUUUUAAGCAUCUUUAAGGGACACAGGGAGAGUGGCUCAGCCCAGGACUUGGCAGAAUGGACUAUUCUAAUGAGAAUUAAUGUAUGUUCCUGUUAAUUGCUAGGCUCUACAGAUUAAAAUUAUAAGCUCUGGAGAAAA
This is a messenger RNA of Manis javanica (Malayan pangolin), 2753 nucleotides long. RefSeq names its product ferredoxin-fold anticodon binding domain containing 1 (gene FDXACB1). Gene Ontology annotation, molecular function: rRNA (uridine-N3-)-methyltransferase activity. NCBI's taxonomy places the organism in Eukaryota, Metazoa, Chordata, Mammalia, Pholidota, Manidae. Gene Ontology annotation, cellular component: cytoplasm. The record is from RefSeq and is a predicted model, not a curated record. Gene Ontology annotation, biological process: rRNA base methylation.